Molecule: messenger RNA, 936 nt
Organism: Lasiodiplodia theobromae
Lineage: Eukaryota; Fungi; Ascomycota; Dothideomycetes; Botryosphaeriales; Botryosphaeriaceae
Product: Pyroglutamyl peptidase type i
Exons: 2
Coding region: 1-936 (311 amino acids)
Biological process (GO): proteolysis
Source: RefSeq, a predicted model, not a curated record
AUGGGAGAUAUUCGAGCUUCGAAUGCCGAUGCCGCACGCCCCGAUGUCCCAAGUGCCGAACCGUCCGAGCGGGAGGUCACUGUGCUCGUCACCGGAUUUGGCCCCUUCCUCGACGAAUUCCCCAUAAACCCCUCGUGGGAAAUCGCCCGCAGCCUCCCCUCGCACCUCACGCUGCCGCCCCAACCACCAAUCCCCUCCUCCUCCCCCUCUGCUCCCAACACCAAACCCCCUUCACCCACCAAAAUCAAAAUCAUCACUCCCCCGGCCCCUCUCCGCGUCUCCUACCACCCCACCGCCACCAUCCUGCCCGAACUCCUCACCACCCACGCCCCCGACCUCGUCCUCCACAUCGGCCUCGCCGCCGGCCGCGAUUUUUUCGCCAUCGAGCGCUCGUCGGCCCGCCUCGGCUACGCCCGCAACGACGACGUCGACGGCCGCCGCUGGACGAGCGCCGAGUCCGACGCCGCGUGGCCGCGCUACCCGGAGCGGUUGGAGACGGGCUUGGGUUUCGCGGGGGUGUGGGAGGGGUGGAGGGGGGGUUGUUGUGAGAGGGUGGAGGGGGUGGUGGGGGAUGAGAGGGUUGAGAGUGAGGGGGCCAGGGGGAGGAGGGGGGGUGGUGGUGGUGGGGAGAGGAAGGGGAGGAGAAAGGUGGCGAUCAGGCCGUUUGAUAAUGUGGGGAGUUAUCUUUGUGGGUUUAGCUAUUAUACGAGUUUGGCGUGGUUUUGGGCGAGGGAGUGCGAGAGGGAGGCGCAGGGUGUGCUGCAGCAGGAGGGGGUGGAGCGGCCGGUGUUGUUCUUGCAUGUGCCGGGGUGUCCGGAGGAUGAGGAUGUGGUGCAGGGGACGGAAAUUACGGAGGAGCUGAUUAAGGCGAUGGUCGCGUGUUGGGUGGCGCAGAAGGAACGGAAUGAGAAGCAGAGUCAGGCGAUAGCGGCGUAG